Molecule: messenger RNA, 1702 nt
Organism: Paramuricea clavata
Lineage: Eukaryota; Metazoa; Cnidaria; Anthozoa; Malacalcyonacea; Plexauridae
Source: the annotation of a GenBank genome assembly
AUGGAGUUGUUUAAAUUCAUGGCAACGGAACAAUUUGAUCCUGUACAGCAACCCACACACAAUGCUAUGGGCUCUGAGAAUUUAGGUGAGUUUGAUAAACGUAUUCAGGCGUUAGCAUUUCAUUCUCUUUCAACAGAGAUUUUAUUUAUAUCGAGAAAUCAACAUUGGCAUUAGAAUCGCUCGUUGGAUUGGUAUUAUAAUGAUUAUUUAUACAAAGCAAUAAGAUAUGUUUUGUAUCAUGAAAGUUAUACGUUGGGAAUUUUUACAGCUUUUUAUAAAAUAAUAUUGGUAGACAUUUCAAACAGUAUGCUCUAUAGUCGUCGAUUGGGUGUAUGUAUUACCUUUGGUGGUGAUAAUCGUGAAUUUUUUAACACUCCAUUUUUAGAUCUUGAAAUUAGACACCGUCUUCUUGAGUCCACGUUAUAUGUCAUGACAAAAAGUGACAAUAUUAUGCAUAGAAUACAAAAGAUUGUAGAUCAAACGGGCAUUUUAGUUUCUUCCGAUUUUCUAAUUCGUCUAUGUGAUGAUGUCAAGAAAACAGAGAUUUGAAUUUAAUAAUCAUGAUUGGAUUAUUCGAGGGUUAAUAGAGAAUAAAUGCGAUUCUUCAAUACUAUCCGGAGUUAAUGUUUCUCAACAAUGUGAUAUUAUAGUUGAUGGGGUUUAUUAUGCUAAUAUUUGUGAAUUUGUAUUAUCAAGAAAGAUCGGUUAUAGCGGUAAUGAGAUUGGUAUGACUUUUAAUGUUUACGGUGUGAACUGUGAUAAAACUUUGGGUCGGCAAUGUAUCUUGCAAUUAUACACAAUGCUUGGAGUGUACAAACACCGAAUGCAAGUAGUAUUAGAUUUGCACUAGUUAUUCGAUGGUUAAUAAGUAUUUAUCUGGAGCGGGGCGAAUUAUUACAUUAUGAAAGUUUUAUAAGAGAAAUAUGAAAUGAGACGUCAUAUCAUUGUAUAAUAAGUAUAUUAACGGUGUGGACGUAAACGACCAGUAUAGGAGCUACUACCCUGUACGAGCUCAAUCUAAAAAGUGGUGGAAAUAUUUGGCUUGGUUUUUCGUGAAUAUUUCGAUUGUAAGCGGGUUUCAUUUUACAAAACUUGCAGAUUGAUCGACGCCAUCACCUAAAACAUUUAGAUUUCCGUCUUGUUUUGGCAAGACAACUUAUUUCGACCUAUAACGGCUACAAAAAGAUUUCUAGUGCUCCGAGUGGCCGUAAAAAAAUGUUCCACUGGGUAGAAAUGUCAAGGGCCAUAGCUUAGUGAAGUCUUCAGAGCAAAAACGAGCGUGUGGGAUGUGUUCGAAAGCGGGAAGGAAGCGUGCAAUUGGGGCAAUUCUGUGCUUAUAGAAUUUAUAAUCAAAUUAAUAAUUUUGUAUUGAUCAACUCAUUUUGUCUCUUUAUUCCAUUUUCCAGGUUCACGUCCAAAACAAAAGUCGAAUGGGUUUAUUCGUGGCUUUGUUUGUAAUUAUCUUGCAAACCAUUCUGAUGGUCAACUUCUUGUUGAAUUAACAGAGAACCCUUCUGUUGUAAAAUUUAAUGAUAUUGGUGCAAUUAGUGCUAUUUAUUGUGACUAUAAAGAACAAAGUGGUAGACAAUUAAACAGAAAGUUGGAGAAAAGGAUCGACAAUGUCAAAAACAUUUUGAAGCUAUUUGAAAAACAAACUAUAACACUGGAGAAAAUUGGUAGUGGGAAUGUGUGUAACAAAUAA